AUGCUGGGCUGGAGAAUUGGAGGAACACCGGCGGAAGGCGCUGCUGCAACAGGAGGCUUCCGAUGCGCCGGGGAUACCUGCAUGCAGCAGCAGAGUUCCCGGAGGCGUGGAGGCGCGAGGCGGGUUGAGGCUUCAGCGCGGCGUCGCGGCGGCCGGAGAAGACAGGGAAGAGGGUUCCGCGAUUUUUCCGGUGGUGUGGCGCGUGUGAAGAUGUUUUUCAAACUUCUGGUAAAACUAUGGUCAAUAAUAGCAUCUCAGUUGCCAGGAAGGACAGACAAUGACAUCAAGAACUAUUGGAAUACCAAGCUUACGAAAAAGAUGAUGCCAAUUAUGAUGGACCCUUUAACAAUGAACAAUAAUAAUAAUAAGCCUCAUCCCCAAAUUACCCUUUUGUCCAUCCUCCGAAAUUCAUCAUCAACACAACAUUCUCCUUCUCCUCCAUCUCCUCCACCAUUCAUAUCAAACACAACCGCCACUAAUAAUAAUAAUGACACUUAUUAUUACUACCACCCUCAUGAGUCCAUUAUUUCUUACUCAUCAUCAAGUGAUCUUAUCAUCAAUGCCAAUAGUAGUUCUUCUACUUCUUCUGAUUCUAUCAUCUUUCAAUCUCAACAACAAGAAUCUUAUAUGGAUAAUAACACCAUUGAUCAUCAGAAUUAUCAUCAAGAACCAGCUGAACAACUUGGAUAUUGUGGUGAUGAUUAUUACUAUGAUUAUGGUACCUUUGUGGACCAUAUAGUUGCAAAUAAUAAUCAUAAUAAUUACCACUAUAGUGGGGUAGAAGAUGCACAAAAGUUUAUGCAUUUUAAUGGUGGCAGGGGUAAUGUGGGGACAGAGAAACAAAGUAGUACCUUGUUGGAAGAAAAUCCAUUGGAUAAUUAUGGAAUAGAUGAGACUAAAGAGCUUGUAUUAAGCAACAAUAACUUUUUGUUUGAUCACAACUAA
Arachis duranensis is the source of this 945-nucleotide messenger RNA. RefSeq names its product transcription factor MYB4-like. The transcript is spliced from 2 exons. The coding region runs from base 1 to 945 and encodes 314 amino acids. The record is from RefSeq and is a predicted model, not a curated record. Lineage: Eukaryota; Viridiplantae; Streptophyta; Magnoliopsida; Fabales; Fabaceae.